AAACCUCACUCCCCUCUCUCUCUUUCAUUUACCACUUUGUCUCUCCUCUCAACACUCUUCCAAAACACACACUCCCUAGCAAACAAUUAAAGCAACCCAUCUCAGUGACAGCAUCAAAAUAGACAGCUAUGGCUUCUGCAACACCACCUUCUUCAAGUACUUGGUUGAAGCCCAAAAUCUCCAUUUCUUCAUCAAGAGAACUGUUGGGUUCUUCAUCCAGUUCAGUCUCUUUCAACAACCCCAAUAAAGAAUACAGCAUUAAUUGCUCUCUCCAAACUCCUUCAAUUCUCCAUUUCCCAAAACAGUCUUCUUCGACAAUUUAUCAAGCACCUUGCCCAUAUGAAAGCUCUUCUUCAUCUCCUUCCUUAUCUCAAUCUCCAUCUCCACCUCCAUCUCCACCUCCAUCUCCAUCUUCAUCUUCAUCUUCCUCAAGCCCACAAUGGAAUUUACUACAGAGAGCAGCAUCAAUGGCGUUAAACGCAGUGGAGAGCGCGUUAACGGCACGCGAGCUUGAGCAACCUUUGCCGAAAACAGCCGACCCCGGAGUCCAAAUUGCAGGCAACUUUGCUCCGGUGCCGGAACAGCCCGUCUGUUACUCACUUCCGGUUACCGGAAAAAUACCCGAAUGCGUACAAGGUGUUUAUGUCCGGAACGGCGCCAACCCUUUAUUUGAACCCGUCGCCGGACACCACUUCUUCGACGGCGACGGCAUGGUCCACGCCGUUCAAUUCAAGAACGGGUCAGCAAGCUACGCUUGCCGGUUCACGGAGACUCAAAGACUCGUCCAAGAACGAAGCUUAGGCCGGCCAGUUUUCCCCAAAGCCAUUGGUGAACUCCAUGGCCACUCCGGCAUAGCUAGGCUUCUACUGUUCUAUGCUCGUGGACUCUUAGGCCUCGUUGAUCACAAUCACGGCACCGGAGUGGCCAACGCUGGGUUGGUUUACUUCAACAAUCGAUUACUCGCCAUGUCUGAAGAUGACUUGCCGUACCAUGUCAAAGUUACUCCCUCCGGCGACCUCCGUACAGUGGAAAGAUACAACUUUGAUGGUCAACUCAAGUCCACCAUGAUAGCUCACCCGAAGCUCGACCCAGUUUCCGGCGAGCUAUUUGCUCUGAGCUACGACGUUAUUCAGAAACCUUACCUCAAGUACUUCAAAUUCUCACAAGAUGGAAAUAAAUCACCCGAUAUUGAAAUACCAGUUUCUGAGCCAACUAUGAUGCAUGACUUUGCAAUUACAGAAAAUUUUGUGGUUGUUCCUGAUCAGCAAGUUGUGUUCAAGAUUUCCGAAAUGGUUCGCGGUGGCUCUCCGGUGGUGUAUGACAAGAACAAGGUGCCAAGAUUUGGGGUUCUUGAGAAAUAUGCUAAAGAUGGUUCUGAGAUCAAAUGGAUUGAGUGUCCUGAUUGCUUUUGUUUUCAUCUUUGGAAUGCUUGGGAAGAGCCAGAGACUGAUGAGAUUGUUGUGAUUGGGUCAUGUAUGACCCCUCCAGACUCCAUUUUCAACGCAUGUGACGAAGGAUUACAGAGUGUUUUAUCAGAAAUUCGCCUCAAUUUGAAGACCGGAAAGUCCACUCGCCGGCCAAUUAUAUCAAAUUCCGACGAUCAAGUGAACUUGGAGGCAGGAAUGGUGAACAGAAACAAGCUAGGACGAAAAACCCAGUUUGCAUAUCUAGCCAUAGCUGAGCCAUGGCCUAAAGUAUCGGGUUUUGCUAAAGUGGACCUUUCAAAUGGUGAAGUCAAGAAGUAUAUCUAUGGAGAUCAAAAAUAUGGUGGUGAGCCUCUGUUUCUUCCAAAAACCCCCAAUUCUGAGAAAGAAGAUGAUGGGUAUAUUCUAGCUUUCGUUCACGACGAAAAGGCAUGGAAAUCAGAGCUACAGAUCGUUAAUGCAAUGACAUUGGAGAUAGAGGCUUGUGUGAAGCUUCCAAGCAGAGUACCAUAUGGUUUUCAUGGUACUUUUAUCAGUGCCAAAGAUUUAGCAACCCAAGCCUGAUUUGGAUAAAAGGGCUUGAAGAUUGAUGGUCAUAAUGUUUGAUAGAUUGUGUUUUGAUAUAUCUGCUAAGGAGAUUUACCAGAGGGAUGGCUGGAGAUAUGUCCCCGGAGUCUCCUAGCUGGUUAUAGUGACAGCCCUGUUUUAUGGGGCUUAUCUAUAAUUCUUCUUUUUUUUUUAAGCUUAUUGUGGGGUGAUUUUAUGUGGAGGUUUUGGGAGACCAGCUUGUAGCUUUUGGAUGUUGGUAGAAAUGAAGCUCAGCUGGUUUCUGCUUAUUCUCUCACAUAUUAGAAUGAGAUAGUAUUGUACUAUGUUAUUAUUAGGAGAAACAGAGGUAUGUGUUUGUCUCUGUAUUACUCUGUUUCUUUGUAAAUAAUGGCAUAUACUGUUUCUUUAUGUUGUGUAUUUAUGUUCUUGCCUAUGUGUGAUAUGUUUUCAUCUAUAGUUGAGUAUAGAAAAGUUAAG
This is a messenger RNA of Ilex paraguariensis (yerba mate), 2450 nucleotides long. NCBI's taxonomy places the organism in Eukaryota, Viridiplantae, Streptophyta, Magnoliopsida, Aquifoliales, Aquifoliaceae. The record is from the annotation of a GenBank genome assembly.